Rotaria sp. Silwood1 is the source of this 1707-nucleotide messenger RNA. The record is from the annotation of a GenBank genome assembly. Lineage: Eukaryota; Metazoa; Rotifera; Eurotatoria; Philodinida; Philodinidae.
AUGCGAACAGCUCUUAUUUUCGUUGCGUAUGAUGGCAUUGAUCAUGUUGAUGUGUUUAUUACAUACAACCUUGGAUCUUUUGAUCAUGACAUUAAAUAUUCAACUGAUUUUUGGCCUACAGCUGUAGCUCUGGGUGAUUUUAAUAAAGAUACCUAUCUUGAUAUCGCCGUUGCUAAUCAAUGGAGCAAUACUAUCAGUAUCCUUCUUGGGUAUAGCGAUGGGUCUUUUACAGAGCAAGUAGAAUAUUCCACUGGCUCCUCGCCACAGUCUGUAGCUGUUGGUGACUUUAACAACGAUACUCAUCUAGAUAUCGUCGUUGCUAAUUUCUAUGGCAACACUAUCAGUGUUCUUCUCGGGUAUGCUAAUGGUUCUUUUGCAAAUCAAACAAAAUAUUCAACUGGCUCUGGUGCACGAUCUGUGGCAGUUGGUCACUUUAACCACGACACUCAUCCGGACAUCGUUGUGGUCAAUAGGAAAGACAACACUGUAAGUGUCCUUCUCGGAUAUGGUAAUGGUUCUUUCACAGAUCAAACUACAUAUUCAACUGGUUCCUCGCCACGGUCUGUAGUUGUUGGUGACUUUAACAACGACACUCAUUUGGAUAUCGUCGUUGUUAAUGUUGGUGACAAUACUGUAGGCAUUCUUCUUGGAUAUGGCGAUGGCUCUUUUGCAAAUCAAAUGAAGUAUUCAACUGGCUCUUCUCCAUUGUCUGUAGCUAUUGGUGACUUUAAUAACGACACCCAAUUGGAUAUUGUCGUUGCUAAUAAUGGUGAUAACACUGUAAGUAUCCUUCUCGGAUACGCCAAUGGCUCUUUUGCAAAUCAGAUUAAGUAUUCAGCUGGUUCUGGCCCAGAUGCUGUAGCUGUUGAUGAUUUUAACAAUGACAACAACCUAGAUAUUGCCGUUACCAACUGGAACGAUAACACUAUGAGUAUUUUGCUUGGACAUGGUAAUGGUGUUUUUGAAAAACAGAUGAUAUAUUCCACUGGCUCUAGUCCUUCAUUUAUAGCUGUUGGCGAUUUUAAUAAGGACACUCAGUUGGAUAUUAUUGUCGUUAAUGCAAAUGGAAAAAGUGUUAGUGUAUAUCUCGGAUAUCCAAAAGAAGGUUUCUCAAAACAAAUGAGACUUAUAACUGGCAAUGGGUCUCGCCCUAGGUCAUUCGCUAUUGGGGAUUUUAACAAAGAUGGUCAAAUGGAUGUUGCAGUGGCGAAUUCAGGCACGAAUAAUAUCGGUAUUUUUUUAAGAUAUGACAAUGGUUCUUUCGCAAAUCAAAUAACAUAUUCAACGGAUUCUUCACCAUGGUCAAUAGCCAUUGGUGAUUUCAACAACGAUGUGAUACUUGAUAUCGUUGUUGCGAACCGUGACAGUGACAAUGUUGGUGUAUUUCUUGGACAUAGUAAUGGGUCUUUUUCAAGUCAAAAGGUAUUUACGACUGGUAUUAACUCUCAACCGAACAUAGCUGUUGUUGGCGAUUUCAACAACGACACUUUGCUGGACAUAAUUGUUGCAAAUUUUGGUACAAACAACAUAGGUGUAUUGCUCAGUUAUGGAAAUGGCUCCUUCACAAAUGUCAAGUUUUUUUCGACUAGUUAUGGAUCUUAUCCAUUCUCAAUUUCUGUUGGUGACUUAGACAAGGAUGGAAAGUUGGAUUUCGUCGUUGCUAAUGAAGGUGUUGACAGUUUAAAUAUUUUUUUACAAACUUGCUAA